This is a messenger RNA of Lytechinus variegatus (green sea urchin), 4115 nucleotides long. It is a transcript of the gene gpr22, whose product is annotated as G-protein coupled receptor 22-like. The transcript has a single exon. The record is from RefSeq and is a predicted model, not a curated record. The coding region runs from base 1462 to 2844 and encodes 460 amino acids. NCBI's taxonomy places the organism in Eukaryota, Metazoa, Echinodermata, Echinoidea, Temnopleuroida, Toxopneustidae. Gene Ontology annotation, cellular component: membrane. Gene Ontology annotation, molecular function: peptide binding; G protein-coupled receptor activity. Gene Ontology annotation, biological process: G protein-coupled receptor signaling pathway.
AGACUCUGAGGGAGGAUUACUAAACAAGGUGGCUGCGAGAAGAGAUGUUCAAGAUCUUCUCUUCCUGAUGUAAGCGAGAGAGAAUCAGGUGUCAUUCUUCAUCUCCUACAAAAAGCAACGCGAUACAUGAUAGCUGAGGACACGGCCUGCAUAAUAAAGCUUCAUUUAAAUUCAACUUUCAUCCCGCGCUACCUUACCUUGCGGUUUUAUGGACUUUGAAAGGAGGAUACAAGGAGAGCAACUACGAUAGCUACUCCUAUCAUCAAGCAGUAGAUACCCCGAAAGAUGCGGUCGAAAAAUACCACCAAGAUUUGAUAUCUGAUCGAUACGGAGAUGGCGAGAAGACAUCGAAAGCAGUUCAGAUCAUCGUUUAUUUAGGGAAUAGUCCCACCGAUUGAAUAUCCUAUAAAAGCCAUCUUGUAUGGUUAAGAUGACACGACGCGGUGUGAUUGCGAAGCCUUGAAUCGUCACCGUUAAUAUUUACCGAUUUCACAGAUUUACGAGAAGGUAUUGAUCUCCUUACUUUACAUAGUGAGAUUCGAAGUACCUCGAUUUUUUUCCUAAGAUAAAUGCACAGAUCCUGGGAUAAACAUCAUCAAAGAAUGGCUCUUUCCCCCAUAUGCAAUCGCGAACGCAUCUUUAUAGAGUUUUACUCCAAACGGGAAAUAUUAAUAUGUAUUUGGUCACUACCUGAUCAAAUCGAAGGAGUAAUUUAGAUCAUUUGCAUCAAAGUGAUUUUCUCGAAGUUUGUCUUGUUCGAAGCUUUGUGAAACAAAAGAAAGAAUCCCAUUGGACACCAUCGCUAAUGCCUCCUCAAUCCUGGAACAGGUUGUAAAGACUCAAAUUAUUUCAUGAUGGUGAACAUAUAGUACCUUACUAACAGCUUAUCUUGAACUUUGUAUGGGAUUAACAUAAUGGAACCUUGUUUCACAUCAUGUUAAUCAUCUCAUUUGUCCGUGAAUUGUUGAUAGAGACAUGCACAGAUCAUGACCGAAGAGCAUCUGAUGCUUAAGAUCCUGAUAAAUUAAUGAUGGCAUCUUGUUGAGCAUGUCGAUCCUCUACGUUUAUGGGCAACAUGUGCCAAAGAUGGCGGGAAAAUGCCGACUGGUGUUUUGAUUCCUGCGAAAAUGAAGGAAUCUUGUUUAACCCAUCGUGUCAAUAAUCUUACUUGUACGCUAAUCAUGCAUAGAGGCAUCACAGUUUUAUAUAUGAUGAAGGACGCUAAGUAAUGUUUUGAAUUUUGUGGAAAUAUAAGAUGGAAUAUUGUUGGACUUUAUGCCGGCCAUCGCAUUUUUCUUAGACUCUUUUGUAAAAGCUUGCAUGUUCUAAAUAUGGGUGAUCAAACCUAUCGUUUAUUGUUUGGAAAUCUGUGAUACCAACAAGAUGGAAUCUUCUUGAGGAUCACAUCAACCGUCGCGUUAAUUGUCUUUGACUCGUUUAGAAACACUUGCAAAUGCCAAGAUGGCGGAAGGUUACCAACUCCCUUACGUCAUCAGCAUUUCGCUGAUCCUCGUAAUAGAGAUGGUAGCUGGGUUUCUAAGCAACAUGCUUGUGUUGCUGAGCUAUCAUGUUAAUAAACAGUUCCAGCAAAAUGCGAGUGAUCUGAUCAUCACGAACAUGAACCUCGUUGAUCUGGUAAUAUGUGUUGUAUCUAUACCUCUUACACUCAUUGUUAUAAUACGCGCAUGGGAUAAUCCGUUUAUUUGUUAUAUCCACGAGGCGACGAUUAGCUUCGCGAGUGUUGCCUCGGCCAUGAACGUUCUUGUUAUUUCGCUGGACCGCCACGACAAGAUCACAAACCCAUUGAAAAGACGAAUAUCAGUGCGCAAUGUAAAAUGGAUCAUCGGAAUCACGUGGGUGAUGUCACUGAUAGGUUUUGUGACGCCGUUUGUGGGAAUUCGUGGAGAUUUUAUGGUGACAUUUCGAGACGGAAACACAACAAGACCGGCCCUAUGUUACGAAUGGUUCCAGAUUACACGAUCAAAUAACUAUUACGAAUUGUACCACGUUCCCAUAUUCUUUCUCGCGUCAGCCGUUAUGAUGUACGCGUAUUAUUCUAUCAUUCGAGUGACUCGAGUAAAGACUAUUCAUAACGCGUUAGUGAGAGCGACUACGGUACCCUUCCACAUGCGUGCAGAUCAACAAGGGAACAAUAGCAAGCAGAUUGAACGCGAGAACACGCCUACAUCUACGCAUCGCGACCCGGAGAAGCGCGUAUCGCGCACCACUACGAUCAUCUUGUCGACAUUCAUCAUCUGUUGGGGACCGCACACCGCUAUUAGUAUUGUUAUUUUAGUCAAAGGCAGGACAGAACUGUAUGAUCUUCUCGAAUGGUGGUUUUCGGCUCUAGCCUACACAACCAUUCUCAUGCACCCCAUCCUCUAUGUGUUCAUGCGUAGAAACUUCCGGCGCGCGUUCGCGAAUAGUUGUCUCGCGCGAGUGCUGUGUAGAAACCGCGUCGCGCCAGGUUUCACGCCGUCGCCUAGCAACCACCGUAACGCUAAGGCAUUCGCUAGCAAGAAACAGCGACAGGUCAGACCGGGUCAAGCACCUCAAAAUCAACAAUCGCAAAAAACUGAAGUUGAUGGCAGGAACAAAGAAGACCCUGGCGUCACAAAGGAGCAGAAGAGCACCAGGAGAUCUGCCAGAUUGGAGGCUAAGAGAAGGAGAGGUGACAUAGACCCCCCUCCUUCCACUCUUUUUAUCACCCUGUCAACCGCUCUUGAUCGACCUACUACUACUACAGACAAUCUCCGAACCACUCUAACGAAACAAGAAAGUAUGGACGAUGUUAAAGCACUAUAUGUGGCUCAGGAAUCGCUCAAUGUACAAAAUAUGGAGUGAAGAGAUCAUUGGUACAGUAGGACUACACUCUGUGGUCCGUAUUCUGGGUCCCGUCUUACAAAGAGUAACGAUUGAUCCAAUCAAUCUCUACUGUAUAUGGAAAUCCAUCAAUACCAUAUUUUUGUCUACAGGAAAUGUGCACACUCUCCGUGAAGAAAAGAGAAUCACAUGGAUCUUCAAGAGAACAACAAAUGUUUGAAUAUACAUCAUAAUUAUCUUUAAAGUUUUCUGAACAAAAUUGCAUUUUAGUUUUUGACGUUGCCGGCCGUCCAUAGUUGUGGUCGAUCGGAUCAAUCGCAUCCCUUUGUAAGACGGGGCCCUGAACUUUGGCAGGUGGAAGCUUUUAAAUUUCGCUUAAUUUCAUACAAAGAAGUUAUAUUCACUCCUUGGUCGGUACGCAAAUGUCAGGACCGAUGGCGUAAUCCACUCACUAUUUUUUUUUUCGCAUUCUUGAAUAUGAAAUAUUCAUUUUCUCCCCAUUGUCAUGUGAAUUAAAGUUUUAUUCCGCCCUGAAUAUGUGGCAUCACUAUAAUAGUAAUAAUUGUUGAAACAUUUCAUGGUUCAAUCAUAUUGGUCCUUAUUGUUAAAACCUGUGAAGAAUAAUUGAUAUUGUAUGAGUCAAACAAUAACAUACAAAUGAAAUAGUGAGUGAGGGACAUCAUCGACUCUCUCAUUGUGUAUGUCACUGCGUUGUGCAUAUAACCCUUUUUUGAGAAAAAUACGCAAAGCUUUAAAAUUCAUAGCUUUCUUAUUUUUUAUCCGAUUUUGAUGAAUUUUUCAACAUUUUCUUUGUUUGAUUCAUUAAUAAUGCAAAUCCCUUUUUCCUGGAAUGGACUCGGCGACCUUUGAUCAGUUUAAAUUGCCUUUGAAUAGCUGUAUCGUAAAUGUGGUAUGUCUGUAACAAACAAAAUCAUAAUGUAUCAUAUAGUCUUCUUUACAUUCCAUGCCUGAAAAGUAGUUUGAUAGAAAAAACAAACAAAAAAAGAAAAUGAGUUAUUGUAGGAAAACCAACUUUCAUACUUGAUACUUUUAUGAUGAAUUAUAGCCAUUAUUCAAAUCCCAUAAUGUUCUUCUAAGAGUAAGCUUAUUAAAAAUACUCAUGCACCUCAACUGACAACAGACAAAGGUUUGAAAAAAAAAAAAUUUUAGAUAUCACCGCAUAAUACAGGCUUUCAUUAAAAAAUAAAUCGAUUGUGGCAAAAUGAAAUGAAUAACAUCCCGAUUUGAAAGAGGUUCACCAAAUUUACCAGUGUUUCAAAACAUUCACAUUU